This is a messenger RNA of Durotheca rogersii, 3917 nucleotides long. RefSeq names its product DNA mismatch repair protein MutL. Gene Ontology annotation, molecular function: ATP-dependent DNA damage sensor activity; ATP hydrolysis activity; mismatched DNA binding. Gene Ontology annotation, biological process: mismatch repair. The transcript has 3 exons. The record is from RefSeq and is a predicted model, not a curated record. Lineage: Eukaryota; Fungi; Ascomycota; Sordariomycetes; Xylariales; Xylariaceae. Gene Ontology annotation, cellular component: MutLalpha complex. The coding region runs from base 1 to 3306 and encodes 1101 amino acids.
AUGGCAACUAUUAAAGCUAUUGAGGCCCGGACUGUCCACCAAAUCCAAUCCGGUCAAGUCAUUGUCGACUUGUGUUCCGUCGUAAAGGAACUAGUGGAAAAUGGCCUGGAUGCUGGGGCGACAAGCAUUGAGGUUCGUUUCAAGAACCAAGGCUUAGAUUUGAUCGAAGUCCAGGACAACGGAUCAGGCAUCUCCCAGCAGAAUUACGAGACGCUGGCGCUCAAGCACUACACGUCCAAGCUUUCUACCUACGCAGACCUCGCCGCCCUCCAGACCUUCGGGUUCCGAGGAGAAGCUCUCUCAUCCUUAUGUGCCCUGUCCAAGUUUACCGUGACGACGUGCCUAGCCUCGGACGCGCCAAAGGGGACCAGGUUAGAGUUCGAGACGUCGGGGAAACUUCGCAGCACGAGCAUCGUGGCCGCCCAGAGAGGCACGACGGUGGCCAUCGAGAGUCUUUUUUACAACCUCCCUGUCCGUCGUCGCGAACUGGAGCGGAAUAUCAAGCGGGAGUGGAACAAGGUCAUCGGCGUACUCAACCAGUACGCCUGCAUCCAGACUGGGCUCAAGUUUUCCGUAUCUCAACAACCCAACAAAGGCAAACGAAUCGUGCUAUUUUCCACGAAAGGAAACCAGACAACCCGUGAUAACAUUGUCAAUGUGUUUGGAGCAAAAACCCUGACCGUCCUCAUUCCGCUAGACUUGAAGCUCGAGCUGGAGCCCACCAGUGCACCCGGCCAGAGACGGAGCAAUCGAGAUAGCGGCGAGGCCCACGAAGUCCACAUUAAAGGCCAUGUAUCUCGCCCCGCGCACGGAGAAGGACGCCAAACCCCGGAUCGGCAGAUGUUUUUUGUGAAUGGCCGACCCUGUGGUUUGCCGCAAUUCGCUAAGGUAUUCAACGAAGUCUACAAAUCCUACAAUGCCACUCAGUCGCCAUUUAUUUUCGCCGAUAUUCAGCUUGACACACAUCUUUACGAUGUCAAUGUGAGUCCGGACAAGCGCACAAUUCUCUUGCACGAUCAAACCAGGAUGCUCGAUAACCUUAGAGAGUCACUCGUCGCCCUGUUUGAAUCCCAAGACUAUGCGGUACCAACAUCGCAAUUGUCAAGCAUCAAGCAAACCACAUUCAAGAAAUCCCCACUCAGUAGCCGUGGCACCCCCUCAUCAGAAAAUGAUCCGAAGCGUUCCAUAUCGAGUGAGACAGGAUGUCAAGGAGAUACCAUUCCUAUGGACCCGCACGAUGACGCGGAGCACAAUAAGGAGGACGAGACUAGAGAGCCCGAGGGUGCUUCCGCGCGGAAGGACUUGGUCUCAACAAACUCACUGGCUCCCAUCCCGUCCUAUCAUGGUCAGGACGUAAAUUCGAUCAGCCGGGAGGCAAAAAAGAAGCCAGAGCUGCCCGCUGGCGACUCUGUAGGAGACGAAUCGGAAGACAGCGAUCGACUAGUUCCGAAGGCGAUGGUACGAAGAGACCAAGGGGACUGCACGGAAGAUAGUGACCAUAACUCAGAGAAUGAUGGUCAAGACUCACCAUCUCCACUAGAAACCUCGUUGGAGGUAUCGAUGGAGAUGCUUAGCCAAGGGGUCGAUGUUAACGCGCGCUUGACAGAACCGGCUAAACCCAAUCUUGAGAUACGAGACAGGGACCCUCUGCCAGAGUCUGGAGAAGAUAUCGAGCCGCCUAUACCGGCUAUCUCUACUUCGUCUUGUACAUCAGAGAUCAGGACUAGAACCAGCUCUGCGGCCUUGAAGCGUUCUGCGCCGGAAACCGCUACGAUCACAGUAGGUAAUCGCACAAUUACCAGUAUCAUCGGCUCCCCUUCCAAAAGACAGCGGGUAGACGGCCACAAGGCACGCGAACCGCCCUCAAGGCAACGUAGAAUCGGCAACGAAGUGCCGGCCCCCUCAUUCAACGGACGUCUGACACAAAUGUUCGCGGCAAAUUCACAACCAAAGCAAGCCAAGCUAGCAGAUAUCCAAAUUGCUACACAAUCAGAAGACGACUCGAGUGAUUCCGACUCUAGUGAACAUCUAUUUGUGGAGGAUGACGAAAAGGAAGAGGAGGAGCAAGAGGAGCAGCAGCCUUCUCGAAGUGACGCGGAUAUGGAAAGCAUUGCGGGGCAAGAGGACGAUUCCGUUCACGAUUCCGUCCACGAUUCCCCGGUGCCCAACGACACAGGUGAGCAGACAGUAAACGACGAAUUGCCGUACUCAAUUGAAACAUGUGACGACAAUCAGCCCGCCGAGGAGCAAACAAACUACAACGCGCAAGACGACGCGCAAGAUGAUACCCAAAAUGACGAAACGGAGCACACCGUUAGUAUUCCCGAGCACGCAGAUACCGCCUCGGAAGAAACCCAAAAACGUACACGAAGCUUCGUCAAAGGAGGCACUAAGAACAAAGACGCCACUUUUUCACUGCUUCAAACGCUCCGUAUAGACGAAACCACUCUCCGAAAUAUGGUAGACAUACACAAGGAAUACAUGGGGAAUGUAUCCUCGAAGAUAGAUUCCAAGCUUGUGACAGACAGACUCGACGCAGAUGACGCCGAGGAAAAGUUGUCCCUGACGAUAUCGAAAUCUGACUUUGGGAGGAUGAAGAUUAUUGGGCAGUUCAACCUAGGGUUCAUUUUGGCAGUUCGGGAAGCUGGGGGAGCUCCCGAGGACGCCGAGGGAAAUCAGGACAGAGACGACGAACUCUUCAUCAUCGACCAACACGCGACGGACGAGAAAUACAACUUCGAGCGGCUACAAGCCAAGACAGUAGUGCAAUCCCAGAGACUCGUGCAGCCUAAAGCCCUGGAGCUUACGGCCCUCGAGGAAGAGGUGGUUAAGGAAAACCUCGAAGCCUUGGAGGCCAACGGGUUCAUCGUUAGCGUUGACGAAAGCGGCGACUACCCGGUCGGAUCCCGCUGCCAGUUGCUUAGCUUGCCACUGAGCCGGGAGACGACCUUCUCGCUGGCGGACCUCGAAGAGCUCGUCUCGCUCCUGACGGACAACCCGGCCUCCUCGGGGAGCGUCAUCCCGCGGCCCUCCAAGGUGCGCAAGAUGUUCGCGAUGCGGGCUUGCCGCAGCAGUGUCAUGAUCGGCAAACCGCUCUCGAACAAGCAGAUGGAGAAGCUGGUCAGGCACAUGGGCGAGCUCGACAAGCCGUGGAACUGCCCCCACGGCCGCCCCACGAUGCGACACCUGUGCGGCCUCGGCGCCUGGAGCGAGCUGGGCUGGAGGGAGGGCGACGGCCUCGACGGGGUGCGGGGACCACCCACAGACUGGGGCGCGUACGUGAGGAGCAAUGAUGAGUUCGAGUGAGGGGGAGGGGCUUUGUUGGGUUAUCUGGUUUCUUGCUGCUUGCGUAGACUGCUUGGGUUGCUACAGCACACAUGGCGACGGCGCUUGUCAGGGUAUACAGAUGGAUGAGCACGCAAGCUUAAACAUAUCGUUGACGUUUCGAAAAGAAUGUUGGAGCGAUAUCUACUCGCUAUUUCUACGCAAUUCUCGGCAUCUGAUCAUGGGUAAAUAGCCAUCACGAUAAAUACAUACAUGGUAUCGUCAAUACAUCGGAAGCCCGCUUGCAAGCCAUCAUUCUUCGAAGUUUUGCGGUAUCCAUUGUGCACACUUCUCUCUCGGGCCCGGGCAACAGCUAUUCCAUUGCUCGAGUUUCCAACUGGCCUCGAUCCGUUUCCCCCGUCUCCCGUCCUAGUAUUACACUCGUGAAUGCAUCAUCGCACAUCGGCCUCGUCAGCGCGUACUCCUUUCCCAGCCUCCCUCCCUGCCUACCCCCUAUUCCUCCACACCCUCCGAGCAGGUAUCUCUUCACAUAGGUAUCUCAAACCCCCCCCCUCGGCAAUGCGGUCUAGCUCGGCUUUUCUCUGCCAGCCCCCCGUGCUAAAGGUUGAAACAUAGAUAAAAAAACAAAACAA